AUGACUAUAUCUUUGAGACUACAUCAAAAAUGGACAAACCUAGGGAGAUGGACGCCUCUCUCUAAAUCUCCCUAUGAUAUAACUUCCUGCUGGCUUGCAGCUCUACGGAAGCCUAGGUGCACAUCACACUUCAAUUACAAACAAACAUUUCUGGCAUCAAUUUCUCAUCGGAAGACAGCUCAGUCAACGGUUGCUGAAAAUUCGUUGACAGCCUACGACCGGUUUUGCCCUUCUUGGGGCUCAUCAGGUAAGUGCAGUCCCCGAGUUUCCGUCAACCUUGUGUUCUGGGUUCCAGGCGAGUCUCUCGCAAAAAAAAACAAAUUAGGGGAGCACGAGGGCUGGUAUACUGCCAGGUUGCCCAAGUCUAGACAGGGGAAGUUGAGAGGUCAAGGUCGGAUUCGAACCACGGAUCUUCCGGGCAGUAAAUUCGCGCUCUAA
Opisthorchis viverrini is the source of this 438-nucleotide messenger RNA. RefSeq lists its product as hypothetical. The record is from RefSeq and is a predicted model, not a curated record. The coding region runs from base 1 to 438 and encodes 145 amino acids. NCBI's taxonomy places the organism in Eukaryota, Metazoa, Platyhelminthes, Trematoda, Opisthorchiida, Opisthorchiidae. The transcript has 4 exons.